This is a messenger RNA of Pseudopipra pipra, 5156 nucleotides long. RefSeq names its product polyhomeotic homolog 2 (gene PHC2). Gene Ontology annotation, biological process: negative regulation of DNA-templated transcription. The record is from RefSeq and is a predicted model, not a curated record. Gene Ontology annotation, cellular component: PRC1 complex; nucleus. Gene Ontology annotation, molecular function: zinc ion binding; histone binding; chromatin binding. NCBI's taxonomy places the organism in Eukaryota, Metazoa, Chordata, Aves, Passeriformes, Pipridae.
CCGCCUGAGGGAGGAGGGACGGGCCGAGGGAAGGGAGGAGGAGGGACAGGAGGGAGCGGGCCCGGCCCGGCCCCGCCGGGACCCCCCGCCCGCCACGGCACCCCCCGACCCCGCAACGGGACCCUCCUCCGGGCCAUGGCACCGCCGCCUCGCCCGGCCCGGCCCGCAGCUCUAGCCUGACCCGCGCUCCCCCGCCCCGCUCCCGCCAUGGAGAACGAGCAGCUCCCGGCGCCGGCCCCCGCCAGCAGCUCCGGGGGCAGCGCCCCGGCCGCCGCCAGCACCGCGGCCACGCGCCCGCCCGGGCCCCAGAUCUCCGUGUACAGCGGCAUCCCCGACCGCCAGACCGUGCAGGUGAUCCAGCAGGCGCUGCACCGGCAGCCCAACACGGCGGCGCAGUACCUGCAGCAGAUGUACGCGGCGCAGCAGCAGCACCUCAUGCUGCAGACGGCUGCCCUGCAGCAGCAGCACCUCACCAGCGCCCAGCUCCAGAGCCUGGCCGCCGUCCAGCAGGCGAGCUUGGCGGCGAACCGGCAGAGCGGCUCCUCGGCGGGCAACGGCGCCCAGCCUGCCCCGGCACAGCAGCCCACGAUCAACCUGGCGACGUCGCCGGCGGCGGCACAGCUGCUGAACCGGGCGCAGAGCGUGGGCCCCGGCGCCUCGGGCAUCGCGCAGCAGGCGGUGCUGCUGGGCAACGCCGCCUCGCCCGCCCUCACCGCCAGCCAGGCACAGAUGUACCUGCGGGCACAGAUGCUCAUCUUCACGCCCACGGGCCCCGUCAGCGCCGUCCGGCCCGAGAGCCCCGCGCCGGCCCCUCCUGCGGCCCCAGCGCCCGCCCCGCCCCCCGCCACCCCCCAGGUGCACAGCCUGGCCCUGCGCCCCGCCGGCCCCCACCUCCCCGCCCUGGCCAUGAAGCCCCCCGGGGGUGCCCCCCCCCGGGCCGGCCCCCCCCGGGGCCCCCCGCCCGACCCCCCUGCUGAGCACCUCAAAAAGGCCGAGGGGCCCGAGGCCCGCGCCCACCCCCUGGCCCGCGCUGCCCCCGCCACCGCCCACCCGCUCGUCACCACAGCCUACGCCCCGCUGCAGCCCCCCCAGUUCCUGCAGCAGCCCCCGAAGCCGGUGCAGCCCCAGCAGCAGCAGCAGCAGUUCGUGAUCCAGCAGCAGCAGCAGCCGCUGGGCCCCCGCGGGCAGCCCCCCCCGGCCCCCCCCGGUGCCCCCCAGCUGCAGCCCCUGCCCCCUGCCAGCCCCGGCCCCGCCCCCCAGCCCAAGGCGGGGGUCCUGCAGGGAGCGGGGGGCGAGGGGGGCCCCCCCAACGGGCACCCUGGCAGCUGCCACACCGCCCCCCCCCGCAAGUUCCAGCACGCCUCGGCCGUCAUCCUGCAGCUGCAGCCCGCCGGGCCCACGCCCCCUCUCGGCGUCCCCGAGGGCGCCCGCCGGGACCCUCUGCCCGCGCCGAGGAGCGCCGAGAGCCCGCCCGCCGCGCCGCCGCCCCCCGCCCUGUCCCCGCCCGCCGCGCCCGCGGGCCCCGCCACCCCCGAGGGCGAGCGGCCCCCCACCCACGAGCCCCCCGAGCGCCUCCAUGCGCAGCCCCGCAUUCCCGGGAUGACCUCGGGCUCCGGCAGCGCUGCCGCCACUGUCGCCGGCGCCGCCCCCCACAAUGGUGAGAACAAACCGCCCCAGGCCAUCGUGAAACCCCAGAUUCUCACCCACGUCAUCGAGGGCUUCGUCAUCCAGGAGGGCGCCGAGCCCUUCCCGGUGGGGCGCUCGUCGCUGCUGGUGGGGGCCCUGCACAAACAGUAUGCGCAGGAGCUGCUCCCGGACAAGCUCCCGCCGCAGGACAACACCACCACCACCGACUCGGACAUGGAGGAGCCCUACCUGCAAGAGUCCAAAGAGGAGGGGAACCCCCCGAAGCUGAAGUGUGAGCUCUGCGGCCGCGUCGACUUCGCCUACAAGUUCAAGCGCUCCAAGCGCUUCUGCUCCAUGGCCUGUGCCAAGAGGUACAACGUGGGCUGCACCAAGAGGGUGGGUUUGUUCCACCCCGACCGCACCAAACUGCAGACCGGGGGGGCCCCCCACGGGCGGCGCCGCAGCUGCAAAGGGACCCUCCCCCCCCUGGGCAAGGACAGCAAGAAACAGCUCAACCACAGCCAGGAGGAUUCGAGCCGCUGCUCCGACAACUCGAGCUACGAGGAGCCGCUGUCGCCGAUCUCCGCCAGCUCCUCCACGUCCCGGCGCCGGCAGGGGGAGCGGGACCUGGAGCUGCGGGACAUGGAGCUGCCCGACGUGCACGGCCGGGACCUGCCCGGGCUCGGCCACCGCUUCCUGCCCAGCGAGCCCAGCAAGUGGAACGUGGAGGACGUGUACGAGUUCAUCCGCUCCCUGCCCGGCUGCCAGGAGAUCGCCGAGGAGUUCCGGGCGCAGGAGAUCGACGGGCAGGCGCUGCUGCUGCUCAAGGAGGACCAUCUGAUGAGCACCAUGAAUAUCAAGCUGGGCCCUGCCCUCAAGAUCUACGCCCCGCAUCAACAUGCUCAAGGACUCCUGAGCCGGGGGGGGAACCCCCAAAACACCCCCACACCCCCCCACGGGACUCCCAAAACACCCCCCCAGCCCCGGGGAGGGGGUGGGGAGGGGGAGACCCUUGUGAGCACAACCCGAGCCCGGGGAGCCCCCGGGUGUGUAAAUAGCCCGUAGGUCUUAGAGCCCCCCCCUCACAGGCUGGGGGUCACCCCCUCUUCCCCGGCAGGGAGUGGGGGGGUCCCCAUGUCCCCCCUGUGCCCCCCACACCCCCCCCAGUCGGCAGGGCCAAGCAGGAUGGUUGCCUUAAUGUGAGCCCCCCUCCCCCAGCUGGGAUUGGGGGUCCCUGGAGGGGGGGUUGGACCCUCCCCCCAAAAGGGGCUUGAGGAGGGGUGGGGUUCACCCCCCCCCACGCUGGGCCGGUUUGGGGGCACCUCAGUCCAGGAUGGUGGGAAGGGGGGGCCCCCCGGGCAGGUCAGGACCCCCCCACGGCCCCUCCACCCCCCGGCCCCCGCGGCCUUUUUAAGAAAAGAAAAGGAAAAAAAAAGGAAAAAAAAAAAACAAACCGGCCCCUCCCCCCCCUCCCGGGCUGGAUUUUGGGUUGUUUUUAAUAAACACGGAAAAAACCAGAGAAAAAUGGAUCCCCCCUCCCUCCCCUUUCCUUCCUUUCCCCCUGGAUUCCCUGUGAGGUGGCACCUCAGGGAUGUCCCCAAAUGUCACAGUGGGGGUGGGCACAGGGCUGGUGCCACAUCCCCUGUGCCCCCCAGAUGUGGGGGUGGGGUCCCCCCUCACAGAGCCUGUGGUGACACUGGUGACCCGAAGUCCCAGCACCUGGGGGGGCCCAGGGGACCCCAAAGGAGGGGAGGAGGACAGGAGGGGACACCCCCUGGAGUGGGAUGGCCUGGGGGGGUGACACAGCCCUGGAACUGAAGCCCAGGGUGGGGUGUCCCCGGGGCCACCUGGAUGUGGCACCUGUGCUCAGGUGUCCCCAGGGCUGGUGGCCCUGCUGAGGGACCCAUCAGGGUGACAUUUCCCCGGGGCUGGUGGCCAUGGGGGUGACCCAGAGCUGUGUCCCUGGAGGUGGCACCCCCUGUGAGUGUCCCUGACACUGGUGGCCGUGGCCAGGAGGUGUCCCCAGAGCUCGUGGCCAUGGGGAAGUGUCCCCACAGUGGUGGCCACACUGGGCUGGCCCCAGACCUGGUGUCCCCAGAAGUGGGUCACUGGGGUCACUCACACUCCCUCUCCCCAGGACCCGCCACCUUCCCUCCGGUGCCCCCCUGGUGUGCCCACCCCUGGUGUGUGGCACUGCCACCCCUCCCCGGGACACUCUGGGGACACCCCACCCCCUGGGGGUGACCCCCAGCUCCACCCCCCCCCGCUGCCACCCCACGGGGACCCCCCAGGCUUUGUCCCCAAACGUCCCCAAAGUGCUGCCCCCCCAAUCCUUCCCCUCCCCCCAAAGACCCCCCCAUUUUCAUUCAUUCCCGUUUUGUUCUUUUUUUUCUUCUCUUUUAUUCUCUUUUUUUGGAAAGGGGUUGGGGGGGUUCCCUCCUUUUCCACACCACGAGGCCGUGCCCCCCCCCAGCUUCUCCAGGAACCACAAUGCAGGAUUUUGGGGGGGGGGGAGGGUGGGAGGGGGAGAACGGGGCAGGGGCAACUGUUUUUAUCCAUUUUCUCCUCUUUUCUCUCUUUUUUUUUUAACCUUUUUUUCCUCUUUUUUAAUAAGGUACCAACUAGAUCUAGGGGGGCCUGGCCUGGCUGGGCAGCAAGGAAAAUAAAAAAGCCCCAAAAUUUUGGGGUUGGGGGAAGGAGAGAAAAAAGGGGGGAAGGGGUUAAGUGUAUAAGAGGCUUAUUUACACAGUAUUAACAUGCUGACAAAAAAGGUUACAAUAUUGAUAUCGUACAACAUCGAAGGGGGAAAUAAUGGGGGGUAAAAAAGAACUGGGGUAAAAAUAAUGGGGGUAAAAAAGAAUGGGGGUUAAAAAUAAAAGGUAAAUAAAACACCCUGAAAAAAAAAAAUGAACAAUAACAAAAAAAAAACCCAAAGAAACGCUGAGUUAAGGCUUAAAAAGUGUAUAAAAAAUAACACAGUUAAUAUCCAAAAUGAACCAAAAGGUACAGAAUAUAGAUGAGGUUUGGGGGGUGACCCCCAGGCUCUAUACAGGGGGUAUGUACAGGCAGGCACAAGGCAAAGCGGUGGGACCCCCCCAGACCCCCCAAAAGCGGGGCUGUGGGAUGGGGGGGGUCCAGCCCCGGGGGGACGCAGCUCUGCCCUCGAAAGGGACCCCAAAAGAACACAAAAAAAACCCCAAAAUGGUUAAAAAUCAACCCCAAAUGGAGGCGCUCGGGCCCAGAGUCCGUCUGGGGGGGAGGCAGUGGGACCCCCCCUCCUCUGCUCCCCCUCCUCCCCCAGCUGCGUUCUCGCUCCGUCCACGGUUCGUUUUUGGGGUGAAUUUCUGGUUUUUUUAGCAGCACCAAGUUCUUGGCCAAUAAAUAUAUAUAUAUAUUUGUAUCCAAAAAUGGGGGGGGGAUGGGGGGUCUGGCAGGGGGCAGGGGGGACGCCCCCACCCCCACCGCUCCUCCCCCCUCCGCCUCCCCCCCAAAAAUAAAACCAAACCGCAGAGAUUCAAAGUGCUCUGAAA